CGCUGUUCUUUCGUCUUCCUCUUGUCGCUCUGUCGUCGUCGUGCUGUCUCCCCCCCUGGGUCGCUGGCGCCCUGCGCGCGCCUGUGUGUCUGUGUAUGCUUUCUGUGUCUGCGUCCCUGUGUGCGCGCGCGUGUCUGUAGUCGGGUUCAUGGGGUCGCCCGCUGCCUGCGUGUCAGACCCCCCCGGACUUGGGCACCAUGGCGGCGGCGCCGUCUCGGGAGCUCCCCCUCCACGGCGACUCGUGGGCUGACCUGGGCCACUGCGACAGCGACGAUGGCGGUUUCUGGGACGUCUCGCCAGGCUUCGGCGCAGCGCCCAACGUUGGGUCGUGCUUGGAGGGCAUCGUGGCCUACACGGACGAGCGUGGCGCCUACGUCGAGGUGGGCCUGGCGGCUGCAGCACUGUUGCCGUGGUCUGCUGGAGCCGCUGGUCUCCGGGCCGGGGACGAGGUGGAUGGCCUGCGCAUGUCUGGGCUCGACGCUGACACGGGCCGGCUGCUGCUGGGCCUGCGCGAGGACGACCCCGAGCCCGAAGGGGUGAUCGCGGCCCCUUGGCGGGCCAGCGCGGGGGCCGCCGCCGAGCUCGAGGAACUCCCGAGGAAAGGCCUGGUGCCGCUGCCUCCGCUGCCGCGUGCUCGUAGCGGCGCGGCUGCCCUCGGCAACGGUGUGGAGCGCGAGAGGCUCCAGCAGCUGGAAAGGUGGCGGCGGCCAAGCGCCGGCACUGCCCACGCCGAGCGGCCGCCCCCCCGUCCAGUGCCCGAGGAGCUCCGGCGCACCGUGCAGUCCCUGCUGGAACGCGUGCGGCCCGACAGCCUGGAGGCCGUUUGCAAGCAGCUGGCGAGCCUCCUCUCAGAGCCGGCAGAGUUCCGCUUCCUCGCCUCUGCGCUGGUGCGUGUGGCCAUCGCCCCUGGCGGUUGCAGCGAUCGGGUUGGGACUCUGGCGGCGCUGGGGCGGAGCCUUCACCAGCGGCUCUCUGCAGCUGCGGGGGGCGGCUGCCAGGGUGGCAGUCCAGAACGCGCCGGGCUCGAUGAGCUGCUGGCGGAGGCGUGCUCGCUGGAGCUGUGGCUGCCAGCCGUGCACGCGGCGACCCCCGAUGCAGCCAGCGAGGGUGUCACGAGCGCCGCGCAGUGGGCUGCGGCACGGCGGGGGCGGACAGACUCGGUCAUGCGACUCAUCGCGGGCCUCAUCUCAGAGGGCCUGGCCCCUGCUGGCGUGGCCGGCGUGGUCGCUGCGGAGUUGCUCCUCGCGAGGGACGGUGUGUGCCUCACUGGCACACUUCCUGGAGAGGAGGACGUUCGCGCGGCCUGCGCACUCCUGCGCGCGGCUGGUGGGCUGCUGCAGCGCGAGCCCAGUGGCCCAGGGGCGCUCCGCAGACUGUGCGAGAGGCUGGUGCAAUUGCUGCGGGCGAAGAGGACCAACGGAGACGCGGUGAAUCCGACGGUGCUGGUGUACGCUGAGGGUGCCCGCCAGGAGAUGCUGCACUCCCUGCGCCUCCACGACGAGGGCUGGCCGCUCGUGGCAACUGGCGGGGGGGACCUGGCCGCAGCGGCCGGGUCAUCCUUCUGGUGGGGCGACGGGGAGCCUUCCCCACCGCUGGCUCCAGUUCCAGAGGGGCCCUCUGGCUCCGCGCUUGAAGGACGACGUCUUGCGCUCGACGCAGAAGCCACUGGCUUCAUUGGGCCGGCCGCAGAGGAGGCCGCCGCCGACGAGUGCGACGACGUGCUCGCCUCCAUCGGCAGCGCGCCCCCAGCGCGGCAGCUGGCCACGGCCUCGCGGCCGAGGCCGCGCGCGGCCACCGCGGCAUCUGCGCAGACCCCAGCGGCAGGUGUCACUUCAAGGGCCAGCAGACCGCCGCCGCCGCUCGGCGGGUCGACGCCGCCGUGGGCGAGCCUGCUGCAGAAGAUGCAGCGCGGGCAAGCCUGUCGGGGACACUCCGCCCAGCCACCCCAGCAAGCCGCCACCACCGCCAACGCGCCGCCCACCGCAGACGCUCUGGCGGCAGCGCCCGCUGCCGCCCCCAUCAGCAGCGAUCGGCCCAGCGCCCAGGACGCGGCCGCCCAGGGCGAUGGCGCGUCCCGCGGCGUGCCCUCGGAGGCAGCAGGCCUCCUCGCAGUCCCGCCCGAGCCGGCCGUCGGCCGCGGCAGGCCCCGCGACGAGGCCGAGCGCCGCGAGCCUUCUGGAGCGGCGGGGCCGCGGGCCGAAGCGACGGCCGACGGCGCCAGGGAGGGCCCCCCAGGUGGGGCCGCGCUCGAGGCGCCCGCUCUCGCUUUGCCAGAGCCCGCGGGGGCGAGGCCCGCGGGCGCAGUGGAGGCUGCAGCGCCCGCGGGCCGGUGGACGAGGCGGCACAAGGCGCGGCCAGGAGCCGCGGCCGCGGGCGGCAGGGGCGCCCUCGAAGAGGACUGGGAGGCGAUCUGUGCCUCCGUGCGGGCCGAGCUGGCAGAGGACCGGGGCCACGAGCUUGCAGAGGUCCGGUCCGCGCUCGCCCGCGCGGGCGCGGCGAGGCGGGCGGGGCAGCCGCCGGAGCCAGCGGGGUUCGGCACCUGCGCCCGGUGCGGCCACGAACCCGCCCAGUGCGGGUGCCGGUAGCGUGGUCUGCAGACGGCAUCAGGGUCACCAUCGUCAUUGCCGCCGUGGACUCGGAGAACCUGAGCUUUAUGUCGUUGCUUCUUGGAUCAUCACCACUGCCACCAGAUGCGUGCAAC
Messenger RNA from Prorocentrum cordatum, 2701 nucleotides. Lineage: Eukaryota; Dinophyceae; Prorocentrales; Prorocentraceae. The record is from the annotation of a GenBank genome assembly.